Molecule: messenger RNA, 4040 nt
Organism: Liolophura sinensis
Lineage: Eukaryota; Metazoa; Mollusca; Polyplacophora; Chitonida; Chitonidae
Product: serine/threonine-protein phosphatase 1 regulatory subunit 10-like
Exons: 22
Coding region: 503-3205 (900 amino acids)
Cellular component (GO): nucleus; chromatin; PTW/PP1 phosphatase complex
Molecular function (GO): metal ion binding; protein phosphatase 1 binding
Source: RefSeq, a predicted model, not a curated record
AACGCCAUUUAGCUUGGGAGUUACAGGGAUAGCACUGUAUCAGCGUGUAGAUUGAUUUAGGACUGAUUUACUGAAAUUUUUAUCAUGACAUUCAUGAUCUAUGAAUUCGUAUUGUUUAUCUAGCAGAAUAUGUGGUCUUGGUGCAGCAUGAGCGAUAUUAUCGAGUAUAAACUUCGGUCUUCGAUAGUCCUACCUGCAUCACAUUUUGCUUAACAUACGGGAUUUCUUUCGGCUGUUCCGCUUCUAAAGCGGCAAAAAUUGAGAUAUACGUACAUAAAAAUCCCGAUAUUUCUGAAUGAUAUAAUGAAGAAAGUAUCAUAUAUUGCUAACUGCGAGUAAUUAGUCAGAAAUUGGAGUCCACGGAUAACACGUCUAAUGUGUUUCCCCCACGUUGACGGCGGCAUUACCAAUAUUUGGCAUUUGAGUGUAACACAAUGAAGUUGAUAGGUUGAAUCUUAGCCCAAAUGUUUCGCCGACUGUCGUUUUGACGGAGUAAAGUACGAUGGCGGAGGCUAUGAUACAUGGUUCUCUUGGUGCCAUAACUAUGGCAUUAAAUGAGGCUCCCAUAGAUCCUCACCAGCUCUUAAAGGCCUUGUCCCCGUUAUUGAGCAAAACAGGAGCCAUCAAGUCUCCUGUGGAGGCCAAAAGAAUCACCAGUUUAAUGAGAGAUGCGACAAAGUUGGUUUGCCGGUGUGUUUAUGUAAAUAUCCUGAAAGUCACUGAGUCUGCAGAAGUUUUGGAAAUGUUGAUGGAAGGGGGCAUGUGGGAGAUUUUGAACAACUGGCUACAAGAGGCCACAGAGUCGGACAACAGCCCAUUCCUGGUGGAGUUGUUGAAAGUUUACAAACAACUACCUGUCACCGUGGAGGUGAUGAAACAAAACAAUGCAGCUAAAACCAUUAAACAGAUCUCAAAGUCAAAAGACGAGACAUUGAAAACUCUAGCAACAAGUAUAGUUGAUACAUGGAUGAAGAAGAUCCGUGAAAAGAGCAAUAGUGAUUCUACUAACAAUAAUGGCGAUGCCAAAAAUCUGAAAAAGAAGAAGAAACACAGUCACCAUCAUAAGGGAGAUAAACCUGUGGACUCUAAAUCUGAUAAUAAACAAAAGUCUGAUGGGGACGCCAGAGACAAAAAGUCAAAUUCUCACUCUAAUCACUCCCAUCACCAUCACCACCAUCAUUCCCGACUGUCAAGUGAUGGCAGUGUUGAAAUGAACGAUGUGAAAGUGGAUGCUUCCAGCAACAUGGGAGACAACUCUGAGAAAAAUAAAUCUGAUGGGAAGUCUGAUACAAGUGAAGUUCGUAAAAGGGCACGAACAGUGAAAGUUCAACCUCAACGAUUUAGGUCAACGGGGUUAGAAGAACCGUCACUACCACCUCCGAAGAGGAAGAACACUUCCGAUCUUUCCAAUAAAUCUCUUCCACCUAAAAGGGCUAGUGUGGAGAAACCUGACCGUAGCAGUGAACCCCCAGAGAAGAAAACUCGCCCCCACCUGAACACCAGCCUGGCUUCCAGUCUGGCCACUUCCAACACCAGUCAGUCAGCAGUCACCGCUUCCCCCACCACUACCACCACCACCACUACCAUGUCACCGACAGAAAUACACGAGAAAAUUAAAAUUAUUCCUCCUAAACCAUUUAGUACAUCCACAGCCACAGCAAAACAUAAAGUCAUGGACAGUUCUGGUUUCAUGGAUGCAUUGAUAUCGGGGCCAACUGCGCUAACGUUCCGAAGAAAGAAAAAGUUACCGUCUGUCACAACGGGGAACAAACCAACAACAACAACUGGCCCUGGAACACCCACAACUCCAACACCACUGUCUCCAAACUCUGUAAUCGCUCAAAAACUUCCAUCUGUACCCUCAUUUUACAAAGAUACAUUAGAGACCUCAGAGCAGAGUAAAGAAGCUGAGAAGUCCAAUUCACGGAGUCCUUCACCAACGGAAGACAAGGACGAUCUUGCGGAAAAAGCUUCCGAAGAUGUUAAUGGUGCAGAAUCUGUGGAUAAAUCUAAAGAAGAACUCAAGUCAGAAGAGAAUAAAGAGGAGGAGGCCAAAGAAGUGACAGAUGUCAGUGCUAAGUCUUCCGAUGGCCUAAUUAAACGCAAGAAGAAGAAGAAAAAAGUGACCUGGGCCGAGGAUCACCGAAUACGACAAAUUUUCUACUUUGAACUCGAUGAGACAGAAAGAGAAAAUGUAAACAAGCCUAAAGAUUUCAAUGCUAUGAAGAAACAGGAAAUGAUGAUGGAUCGUAGGACGAUAGAAACUGCCAAACGAUUGAGUCAUGAUAAUAUGGUGGAAGCUGUACCGUGGCACAAACCUAUCAGGAUUGCUGGUUUACAGAACUUGGCUGAUGUGACUAGUUCAGAGAAGGCAAUCCAGGAGCAAAGAGAACAAGGGGUCUUACAGGCUCUCUUCUUCUCUAAGGAAAUGUUACCUGAUGGUCCAGCGGAGGCUGAUGUGGAGAAUGUAGAACGGACAGAUCCAGCUCUCAUCCCAUUGGAUGAUGAGAAAUCUGGAGGUGAAGAGUAUAGUUACACCUAUGAAGAUAAUCCCCCCUCUCAAGAAGGUACCAUGGACUUGUCCACUCUGCUGGCCCAGACGUCUGGCAUGGUUAUCCCCCCUGAGGUGGCUGGUCUCCUCUCCUCAUUACAGCAUGCCCCAUCUGGUCACACUGGACUCCCAGAUAAUCCACAAGUCCUCUCCAAUGUCCAGAACUUCCUAUCUAAUGUCAUGAAUAACCCUCAACAAGAUGAAACAACAGAGCAAUUGAGAAGAUUACUUGAACCACUGCAACACCAAGUCGGAAUGGGCCCGCCGCCAUUGGCCAUGGAGGGAGGUAUGCCCCCAGCAGGAGGGCCAUCAAUGGGAGGACCUCAGAUGGGGACCCCCGCCAGGCCUUCUGGGAAUGGCCCCCCUCGACCCCCAGGUCCUCGACCAGGCCCAGGACCCGUGCGUGAAGAUGACUGGGGAGAGAACAUGAGAGGUGGACCCCCGAUGGGGCCCAUGAGACCCCGGGGGAGAGCUGGCUUUCCUGUGAUGAGAGGGCGGGGAGGGAUGCCCCCAUCAGGAAGAGGUGGGAUGAUGGGGCGAGGAGGCAGAGCUCCUCGAGAUCGCGCCAUCUGUCGACACUUUGCAGCUGGAGGUUGUCACCGUGACACAGCCUGUGGAUUCUACCACCCUGGAGUGAAUGGACCGCCGUUAUAGUACACAGCUCACUUAGGAUCUUCACUGUUCAAAUCUUCCAACUGUGCUCGGCAUUCCGUAAAAUGAGUACAGGCAGUUUGUCAAGCGCGCUGUUCUGAUGUGGUAGCAUCAAGGCUACAAACUCAAAGGGUUAUUGGCAUCCAUGAACUGUGCCAUUGUACAUUGCAAGCAUCAUGACCAAAAACUCAAAAAGUCUCCACUCUUGAAAUGGAGACACGUACUGGCAUCCAUGAACCUUGCCAGUGUGAAAGCAUCAAGCCCAAAAACUCUUCAUUCUUGAAAUGGAGAUGCGUGUUGGCAUCCAUGAACUGUGCCAAGUUUAAAAGGCCAAAAACUCAAGAAGUCUCCAUUCUUAACAUGGAGAUGCAUGCUGGCUUCAUGAACAUCACCUGAAGCAAUAAGACUUGACUCUGCAACAUACACAACGGGUAUUUACUGCAGUCACAAACUCAUGCCCACACUGAACUGCACUUGUGAAUACGUCUUCUUAUUGAAGGAAAAGGCAUUUUUUGAAUUCCUGACAAAGAUUGAUUCCACAUCAUGAUGAAUAUGGCAAUUAAAUCUAAUGAAGUUUGACCCUUUGCUUAUUUGUGUUUCAGACAGGUCAGUUUCUCAAUGGAAUUUAUCAAGGCAUAAACCCUGAUAGUGAUUAAAUGUACUGUAUCGUUCAUUUCUGUGUUGCUAAAAGGGAUAUUAAAUGUUAUCCUGCCGUUUGUAUAUAUGUAAAUGUCUUUAUGUAAAUGUUUGGCAUGAAUCGAGAAUGUGUCUGAACUUAGUGCUGGAUUAUAUUUUGGCGCUAUCAUGAUAGAAAAUAUAAACAUUUUUUCAUUUAAAA